Molecule: messenger RNA, 456 nt
Organism: Aspergillus mulundensis
Lineage: Eukaryota; Fungi; Ascomycota; Eurotiomycetes; Eurotiales; Aspergillaceae
Product: E2 SUMO-conjugating protein UBC9
Exons: 3
Coding region: 1-456 (151 amino acids)
Biological process (GO): protein sumoylation
Cellular component (GO): nucleus
Molecular function (GO): SUMO conjugating enzyme activity
Source: RefSeq, a predicted model, not a curated record
AUGACAUUUGCGCAAAGGAAACAGUGGCGUAAAGACCACCCUUUCGCCUUCUAUGCCAAGCCUCAUCGUACAGCCCAGGGUGUUCUGGAUAUGAAGCGCUGGGAAUGCGGUAUUCCUGGGAAGAAGGGGACAAUCUGGGAAGGUGGGCUUUUCAAGCUGGAUGUCCACUUUCCUGAUGAGUAUCCUACAAAACCUCCUAAAUGCAAGUUCGUGCCAGCCUUAUUCCACCCCAACGUUUACCCGUCUGGGACAGUUUGUCUAUCGAUUUUGAAUGAAGAUGAGGCGUGGAAACCGGCAAUCACGAUUAAACAAAUCCUUCUUGGUAUCCAAGACUUAUUGGAUGACCCAAAUCCCGAGUCGCCAGCACAGGCUGAAGCAUACAACAUGUUCAAGAAAGACCGGGUUGCUUAUGAGAAACGCGUGAAGCAGGUCGUCAAGGAGAACCCGGCUAUAUAA